Molecule: messenger RNA, 1077 nt
Organism: Hirsutella rhossiliensis
Lineage: Eukaryota; Fungi; Ascomycota; Sordariomycetes; Hypocreales; Ophiocordycipitaceae
Product: peroxidase, family 2 domain-containing protein
Exons: 3
Coding region: 1-1077 (358 amino acids)
Molecular function (GO): peroxidase activity
Source: RefSeq, a predicted model, not a curated record
AUGAGGGUCCCCCAAUGGGUUUUGGGCUUCCUUUUGCCAUAUUUGGCAGUCGCGCAGUUUCAACCGAUCCUGAAUCUCUGGGAUAAGCGAUUUCUCAACUAUCAGAAGCCUGGGCCGACUGACUCUCGCAGCCCUUGUCCCGGCCUCAACGCCCUCGCCAACCAUGGCUUUUUGCCUCGAAACGGGCGCAACGUCAACGCUCUCGACAUCAUCCUCGGGCUUUUCCUCGGGCUCGGCGUUUCGCCCGAGACGAGCGGCAUCGUCAUUGCCUUUGGCUUGGUCUCGAGUCACAAUCCGCUGAGCCUGAGCUUAGACCUCGAGGAUCUUCGGAACCAUCACUUUGUCAUUGAGCAUGACUGCAGUUUCGCCCGCAAUGACGCCUUGAUCGGCGACAAUCUCAACUUUAACCCGAAGCUCUGGGCGAUUGCGCUCAAGGAGAUGAACAAGACGUCCGUCGUCAACCCCUUCAACUUUGGCAGAGGCAAGGCUGCCCGUGUCCAGGACCAGAGGAGACGCAACCCCAGGACGGUGUAUGGGCCUCGGGCUUGGUUCAAUGGCUUUUCCGAGGUCGGCCUCGUCCUGUCCACCCUCGGCACCGUUCCGGGCUUGGCCAAGCUCGAGUACGUCAGGAGCCUCGUCGAGGAGGAGAGACUUCCCUAUCACCUUGGUUGGAGACCGAGGCCCUUCUUCUGCAACCUGGCCACCAUGUUGGGUGUCGGUGCUGCGUCCGUUCUUGGCGACAACUACCUGCUGCAAACGGUUGCCAGCGUCGUCCUGUCUACGCCGUCGGAAAUUUUGCAAGUCUUCAUCCCGCCAAACUUGGAUUUCCUGCCCGAGUUGGAGAACAUGAUUCUCUCCCUCGGGUUUGAUAAUGGCCCGAUGAAGAAGCUGAGCAAGGCCUUGCACGCGGUGAGCAAGCACAAAAAGAUUGUGCACCGCUCCACAGGCACAAUGCAGAGCGUAGCAUUGCAAGACCUGAUUGCUGCUUUGGGGGGCGACAACGACCUCCAAGGUUCUUUCGCCGGGACGCUGGAGUCUGGACUGGAGAAUCAGGAACAGGCUAUCAAGGCGGAUUAG